This is a messenger RNA of Photinus pyralis (common eastern firefly), 843 nucleotides long. Its product is annotated as fatty acid synthase-like. The transcript is spliced from 5 exons. Bases 1 to 843 code for a protein of 280 amino acids. The record is from RefSeq and is a predicted model, not a curated record. Gene Ontology annotation, biological process: fatty acid biosynthetic process. Gene Ontology annotation, molecular function: 3-oxoacyl-[acyl-carrier-protein] synthase activity; fatty acid synthase activity. NCBI's taxonomy places the organism in Eukaryota, Metazoa, Arthropoda, Insecta, Coleoptera, Lampyridae.
AUGGUUUUGGAAAAAAACGGAGGAGUCGCACUCGCCCAUCCCUUGCAAGGCGAGGAGGUCGUCAUUACCGGGAUGUCUGGACGUUUUCCCAAAUCGGACGACAUCUACCAGUACAGGAGCAACAUCUACAACAAAGUUGAUAUGGUCACCAGUGAAAAUCGCCGCUGGUUACCGACCAACCCCGAGAUACCCCAUCGUAUGGGUCAAAUUAAUUUACUCGAGAAGAUGGACGCUGGGCAAUUUGGUUUGCAUUACCACGAACCCAACCAGAUGGAUCCGAUGAUCAGGAUUUCCUUGGAGAAGGCGUACGAGGUGAUCCUUGAUGCCGGUUACAACGUGGACGAGAUGAGCGGCAUGCGCUGUGGGGUUUUCAUCGGGUGCUGCUUUUCCGAAAGCGACGCGAUGGUGGUUAUGGCGACGAAUUCCAGUCCAAACUUUGGCGUGACAGGGGGUUGUCGAUCGAUGAUUGCGCAACGAAUCAGUCACUACUUCAACCUGCGAGGGCCAUCGUAUACCAUGGACACGGCGUGCAGCAGCUCAAUGUACGCUUUCGAACAUGGCUACCGAGCAAUCCGAAGUGGUCUAUGCGACAGCGCAUUGAUUGGUGGAGUCAACUUGUGCCUAAACCCCAUAACAUCCCUGCAGUUUGCUCGGUUAGGUGUCCUGAGUGCGGACGGGACGUGCAAGCCGUUUGAUGAAAACGCGAACGGUUACGCACGCUCCGAGACCGUUUCCUUUGUCUUCCUGCAGAAGACGAAGGAUGCCCGACGAAUUUACGCACAGGUAACACCCACCCCCCUCCCCCCGCCUAGUUACUAUGGCUCUAGUUCUCUCUUGCAUUAG